AUUUCGGUGUGGCAGCGAUCGUGCAAUAUUGCCGUUUGCCGGUAUCGUGAAUCGAAAAUUUUAAUUCAUUUUGUGUAUUCACCAUGAUUAUUUUUAAGGAUAUCAUUACAGGUGAUGAAAUGUUCACCGAUUCUUCCAAAUGCCGUUUAAUUGACGACUGUUUGUACGAAGUGGAAUGUUCUCAUGUUCGAAGAUGUCAAGGAGACGUUCAGCUGGAUGGCGCAAAUCCAUCCCAAGAGGAAGGCGACGAAGGCAUAGAAGAAGUAGUCGAAUCUGGUUUAGAUUUAGUGUUGAAUCAACGACUAGUAGAGACUGGAUUUUCUAAGAGUGAUUAUAAAACAUAUUUAAAAUCAUACACUAAGUCGCUUCAAGAAAAGUGGAAGGAAAUCGGAAGAAGUGACAACGAAAUCUCCGAUGCUAAAGCUAAGUUAACGGAGGCUGUGAAAAAAGUUCUUCCCAAAAUCGGAGAUGUUCAAUUUUUUAUGGGUGAAAGCUCGAACCCCGAUGGUCUCAUCGCCCUUCUAGAAUAUCGCGAAGUUCCUGGGGGUGACGAAAAGCCUAUAAUGAUUUUUUUCAAGCACGGAUUACUCGAGGAAAAAGUAUAAUAUAAUAAUAUUACUAAGUUUCAUUAUGUAUUUGUGUUCCUUUAUUGACUGAUUAUGCUGCUAAAUGGCUUAAGUUAUACAAAUAUUAUAAACCAAGCUGUCGUGAAAUUUCUUAAAUUCUUGGAAGAAAGAUGAAAUGCUCCCUAACUUGAAAGCCAAGCAGUUUCGAUUUGGAUACGAUACGUGAUUUUCUUUGAAUUUAAGUACCAGUUUUAAUCCUCUUGAUUUAAAUACAUUAUUUUUUGUGUGGGUUUAAGCACCAUAGUUAUUGAGUUGUGGACAUAUCCUUUUUGAACUUAUUUAGCAGUUAUUUUUGGAACUAUUAAUUCAGUAAUAUCCAUUGCUAAAGUGCUAUUUAUUUCAUCGACGGUUUGAGUUUUGAUUUCCAAAGUGACUUCCAAAAAUAACCCUUAAAGUACUCUUCAUUUUAUUUAUUUCAUUUGAACUUUCAUUUGUUUGUAUUUUAAAAUUAAACUUGUGCCCUAUUUUAAACUGCAUUUCACUUUUUACUACUGUUUAAUUUAAAAAAUAAAAAUACAUUGCAUAUUUUAAUUGAUGAAGGUUUAAAGAAAAUAUCUGUUUGAACUGAACAAAUUUUUAUAUUUUCAUUUUGGAUUAAAAAGUAUUUUUAUGCUGCUUCGUAUCUUUUGAUUGAAGUAUCUUACAGCUUGUUUAGAGAUUAAUUUUUAAAUUUGAGUUUCAUUGAAGUUAAAUAUUCUGAUCUUUUGUUUUCAAGUGCACAUUUUAUUUGCUGUCAUUAUAUAAUUUCCACUAAUUUACCAUUGCUUCAACUAAGGUUUUAAAGUCAAAUAUACAAGUUCUUUAUUUUCACCCUAUUUGAUGUUUUCAAACGGAAUAUUUAUGAGAUUGGAUGUUUUGAAUUUGAAGGAUUUUUAGUUUAGAAAAUGUGUGGCAAGCUUGAUCUUGUUAAUGUAUGUUUGGAAAAGAUAUUUUAUAAGUUUUUUACUUCAAUAAAUAUGUUUAUAU
Messenger RNA from Uloborus diversus, 1592 nucleotides. Its product is annotated as translationally-controlled tumor protein homolog. The record is from RefSeq and is a predicted model, not a curated record. Lineage: Eukaryota; Metazoa; Arthropoda; Arachnida; Araneae; Uloboridae. The transcript has a single exon. Gene Ontology annotation, molecular function: calcium ion binding. Gene Ontology annotation, cellular component: cytoplasm. Bases 84 to 605 code for a protein of 173 amino acids.